AUGUUCGCACCCGUGAAUCGUGAGGUCUUGACAGGGGCAGUUUUCAAUUUGGUGAACGGGGACCAGCACGAGGUUGAACGCGAAUCACAUUUUUUGCAUUUCUUGUGCUCUUGGACCUUCGGAUGUAGCGGCCGUUUGCCUUUAGCGCGCUCCGUGAUUCUGGGGCUCAUGUUGGCUGCCCUUGUACAGGGCCUCGCGCGAGUGCUGGGCGAUGGCAUCAAGAAGGCCAUGCGCGAGCGGCAAAACACCGAGUUGCGCAUCGCGAUGUUCGAACAUUUGUUGUCACAAGACCAGGCGUUGUAUGACACCCUGCGACAACGAGAUCUGGUGCAGAAGGUGGAACUUCGCGCAAUGAGCGAGGUCACUGAAUGGGUUUGGGGCGUUGCGGCAGACACGGUGAAAUUGGCGACGCAACUGGUUUUCCUCUUCGCCAUUUCACCGUUGAUGACGCUCGCCUACACUGUGCUGUUGCCCCUCAUGGAGCAAUCAAUUCGAAGGUAUUUCGGACAAAGUUUCCGAGCACAGACACGUCGCGAAAACGGCUUGCAGAGUAUGUCGUCCAGUGUGGUCCAUGAGGCCGUGUACAUGAUCAGGACCGUGAAAUGUUUUAGUCGCGAGGACAAACACGUGGCCUUGGUUUCCCUGGCAGCCAGCGGCAUGGCCAAGGCAGAUCAGCCGGAAAAUCUCAAGUGGAAGCGCAGCGUGAAACACGGUAUUGGGCAACUACUGCCCGAGAUCACUCAGCGAUGCGUGUACUGCUUUUGCCUUUGGUGUGGCCUCGUCUGGAUGGAGCGUGACUUCUCUGCAGGUGACAUGACGGCCUACUUGCUGCUGGUGCAACAGGUUGGAGGACUCGUGCAGAGAGUCCGUCACCAGUUCCAGGAACUGCAACGACGUCAUGACAUGCUGCUGGACCAUUUCGAGUUUAUGGACCGUUCUCCUUCGGUGCUUUCGGGCGACCACGACGCACAGGUGGAAGGAGAUGUGGAGUUUCAAGAUGUUGAGUUCGCGUACCCUGCGCGGCCAGAUGUGCAAGUACUGAGGGGCGUCAGCUUCACCAUGGAGAAGGGACAGAUGACGGCCUUAGUGGGAGCUUCCGGCAGUGGCAAAUCCACCAUUGCGGCACUGCUCUUUCGGCACUACGACCCUUCCGUCGGAGAGGUCUUGGUGGAUGGCAAGCCGCUCUGCGAUUGGGACACGUGCGCUUUGCAUUCGCAGAUGGCUUUGGUCGCCCAACAGCCACUCCUCUUUGACACCAGCAUUCGCAACAAUUUGACCUAUGGAUGCAGAAGGGAAGUGGAAGACGAAGAAAUUGAGGCUCGCGCCUUGAUGAAUGGAUGGUGGGUAGGCGACCAAUUGAUCUGGAUUUGCCUUGGUCAGUGA
Messenger RNA from Cladocopium goreaui, 1383 nucleotides. The record is from the annotation of a GenBank genome assembly. Lineage: Eukaryota; Dinophyceae; Suessiales; Symbiodiniaceae.